Messenger RNA from Uranotaenia lowii, 2347 nucleotides. RefSeq names its product DNA-directed RNA polymerase I subunit RPA2 (gene RpI135). Gene Ontology annotation, biological process: DNA-templated transcription. Gene Ontology annotation, cellular component: nucleus; RNA polymerase I complex. Gene Ontology annotation, molecular function: DNA-directed RNA polymerase activity; ribonucleoside binding; DNA binding. NCBI's taxonomy places the organism in Eukaryota, Metazoa, Arthropoda, Insecta, Diptera, Culicidae. The record is from RefSeq and is a predicted model, not a curated record.
AGGCCAUCUUUAUCAGAAACUUCUACGAGAGCAUCUGAUUUCUUUUCUUACUGGCAUGAAAUACAACAUACUUAAACUAAGCACUGACGUAGAUGCUCAUCUAACGCAAAACGAAGUUGUGAGAGCAUGCAAAAAUACCUCUAAUUUUGAUCGAUCAUUUGCGAACUUCUUAGCUACGGGAAAUAUGCCAAAAGCCAGUGAAAUGGGACUUAUGCAAGAUUCGGGUUUGGUUAUCAUAGCAGAAAAUAUUAACCGAAUGCGAUACAUGUCUCACUUCCGGGCCGUCCAUCGAGGAUCUUUUUUCGUUACAAUGCGAACAACCGAAGCACGACAACUCCUUCCGGAUGCAUGGGGAUUCAUUUGCCCUGUCCAUACACCAGAUGGAAGUCCCUGCGGAUUGCUGAACCAUCUGACAUCCGAUUGCGUUAUAUCGAAAAGCCCGGAUCGGAAAAAGGUGGCCAAUAUCGAAGUUUACUUGAUAAGAUUCGGCAUGACACCGGCAAACAGCGUUGGACUUAAUAAGUUCAAACCAAGCGAUUACUAUACAGUAAUGUUGGAAGGAAAAAUCAUUGGCAGUAUUUCAAGGAAAAUUGUCAGCCAAGCUGUGCAAAAAUUGCGGCUGCUUAAAAUUGAAGGAAAAGAAAUUCCCGAAGCAACAGAAAUCGUACUUGUUCCUUCCAAAGAAGGAGGGCAGUAUCCUGGUCUUUUUCUGUAUGUUAGUGGUAGCAGGAUGAUGCGUCCUGUUAUUAAUUUAUAUGCCAAUAAGGUCGAACUGAUAGGGACCUUUGAGCAAGUGUAUAUGGACAUUUGCAUCACCCAGAAGGAAGCAUAUCCAAAUGUAACCACCCAUAUGGAGCUGUCUAAAACGACGUUUCUGAGUAAUCUGGCCAAGCUGAUCCCGAUGCCCGACUGCAACCAAUCGCCGAGAAACAUGUACCAGUGUCAGAUGGGCAAACAAACAAUGGGAACACCUUGUCACAAUUGGCAGUUGCAGUGCAUCGCCAAGUUUUAUCGGCUGCAGACUCCUGCGACUCCACUUUUCCGGCCGGUCCAUUACGAUAACAUCGACCUGGAUAACUAUGCCAUGGGUACGAACGCCAUCGUUGCCGUCAUUUCAUAUACAGGCUACGAUAUGGAGGACGCAAUGAUUAUCAACAAAUCGGCUUUCGAGCGGUUUGCCCAUGGAACGGUGUACAAGAAUGAGUUCAUCGAGCUCAAGGGUGAGAGUUACUUUGCGCGGGAUCGAAACGAUGAGCAGCUGAAGGCUUUCCUCGAUAACGAUGGACUGCCGUAUCAAAGUUCUCUUUUGACACAUCGCAAACCAUUCUAUUGUUAUUUUGACACCAACGACCAUACGUUCCACGUAGUGAAAUAUGACGGGCACGAGGAUGCCAUCGUAGACAAUAUCAAACUGUGCGGUUCUACAUCUUCCAAUGCGCCGAAACGAGCCGUCAUUACCUAUCGGAUAGUACGCAAUCCCAACGUUGGGGAUAAGUUUGCCUCCCGUGCCGGACAAAAGGGUAUCUGCUCGCAAAAGUGGCCCGCGAUAGAUCUUCCCUUCACCGAAUCCGGAAUGAUUCCAGAUAUCAUCUUCAAUCCCCAUGGUUUUCCCUCGCGAAUGACUAUUGCUAUGAUGAUCGAAACCAUGGCCGGUAAAACGGGUUCAUGUCACGGUUUAGUCCACGAUGCUACUCCGUUCCGAUUCAGCGAAGAAAACACGGCAAUAGAUUACUUUGGAAGAUUACUGGAAAACAGCGGUUACAACUAUUACGGAACCGAACGUAUGUACAGUGGCGUAGAUGGCCGGGAAAUGAAAGCGGACAUAUUUUUCGGAGUUGUACAUUACCAACGAUUGCGUCAUAUGGUUUCUGACAAGUGGCAGGUUCGUUCAACUGGUCCCCUCGAUCAGCUCACGCAUCAACCUAACAAGGGCAGAUCGCGAGGUGGUGGCGUUCGGUUUGGAGAAAUGGAACGGGAUGCUCUGAUUGCACACGGAGCUUCCUUCCUGUUGCAGGACCGUCUAUUCCAUGGAUCGGAUAAAAUAACUACGCUUGUGUGUCGUAAUUGCGGAACAUUGCUUGGCCCGAUAAGCAGUAUCACGAAGAAGGUGGCUUCAGAUGCAAGCGAAACUCAAAGGACGCCGGCCACCUGCAGACUGUGCAGAAGUGACCGAGAUAUAGGCUACCUAGAGAUACCGUACAUUUUUAAAUUUCUGGUAUCGCAGCUAACAGCAAUGAACAUCAAUGUUAAGUUGGAUCUUUCUACACCGCAGUUGUAGGACAUAUUUUCUUAUUUUUAUUUUGUGCUUUUUGUAUGUUUAAAUAAAUCUAUACAAUCUGUUGCAACA